ACUGGCGCAGCGCUGCUGGGAGACACUUCUGUACUUUCAGGAGGACCACAGACGGACAGAAGACACCGGCUAUAGUCAGCUGGGGACUUUUGUGAGACUUCAGCGAGUUCUGCUGUUCAGUUUUAAACUGUGUGAGAAUAUAAUCGCGCCUGCUGUGGAUUUUACUCUUUGAGAAUCAUGAACUAAAGUGAACUUCAUUCACGGAGUUUUAAACGGCGGGAUUUAACGUUGUACAAUUCAAAGGCUUCUGAAGGAAACAACAGGAUUCCCAGUGUGGCUCUGUUAUGGGACUUUAACUUUAAAUACUUCUUGCAUCAUCUUUCUUUUUGGAGUGAAUUUAGCUAGUUUAAAAAAAUAAUAAUUGCGCUCUUCCAGAAAUGGUGGGGCAUUUACAUUUGCAAGCUAUGGAUGAGAGUUUGAAAGGAAAGAACCGAGAGGGACUGCUCGAUAGUCCGGAUUCCGGACUCCCUCCAAGCCCUAGUCCGCCCUUCUACUCUCUGUCGCCGGGGAUCCUCGAGUCGCGCUCCGCCAGCUGUUCAACCCCAACCGAGCUGCAAGGAUACUGCAGAAAGGAGAGCCGGGAAGGCAAACUGCUGCCAUACUUGCUCCUAAACUCUCAAGGUCCAGAUGCAAAGUCACGCAUGUACCCUGUGUUCUAUGGAGAGAGCAUCGAGGUCAACCCCAAACCUGAAAAAGAGAUCAAGUUCAACUCUGCAGUCAAGUAUGCUUCAGACAGACAUUUUCGUGACCAGGUUUACUGCGCCCUGGUCCCAACCGCCACAUCCUUCAGUGAGACGAUAGUGGCCAUCCAGAACUGCACAUGGCGCAGCUACAAGUCAGAGGUUCACUUCCAGCCCCGCCACAGGCCUCUACACUUUCAGAGCACUGCCAUCGUGUUCCCCAAACACACCCGAAACACUUACCGCACCACGCUGAACUACAACGGCAACAGAAACGCAGCCGGCCGGCGGUGGUUUGUGUCCACAGUCAGACUGGAGUCCACCGAAGACGCCAGUCCAUGCAUCAUUUACACAGAAGACCUCUGAGGUGUUCUCCUUCCCCAAAAUCAAUGAACUCCCUUUGGUUAGAGAGCUACAGAUUGAGUAUGUGGACUCGGUUACGAAAAGCCUGAUUUAAAACGGAUGGCAAGAGGCUUGAAAGAAAAGCAAACCUUAAGUCAGAGAGGGCCAUUUUGUUCUUUCGCUCCAGUGUUGAUGGUACUUGAUAGCAGGGAAGAGGUUGACUUUUGUGUCUGUGUGUGUGUGUUGUGUGUAUGCAGUCUUUACAUGUGGCAGUAAUGUAUUUAUAUACAAUUUUUAAAAUGUUAAUAUCCAGUCAUACCAGUUAGGUGGAGGGAAAAACGUUUCGGGCAAAGUGGUUUCUUCUGUUUGCUGAUUCACAGGCCCGCAUGGAAUCUUUACCUGUAAAAUGUCCACCAAUGAUCUGAAGAGUUUGGGCCAGAUUUACCAACAGUGCGUUAAAACAGUACUCACUCCAUUUACUAAACAUGUGCAGCAAAAAAUUGCUCUGAAAAGGCAUGGACGCAUCUAUUUUUGUUGUUUUUCCUUCAGAUGCCAAUUCUAUGGGAUUUACUAACGUUUGUGCUUCUUUGCACCAUUAGUCAUUACCUAAAAAAGCAAGUCUUAAAUGUUGCACCUGAAAUGGCUGCAGUUGUCUUUGCCAGGAGAAGGCAGUGGAGUGACAGAGAGUGAGUGGUGUAGAAAUCAUUUUUUCUACAUACAGUAUUUGGAAUGCCAGAGGAACACAUCAUUCAAACACACUGUUUGCCAAAUAUGUACAUUUUCAUUUGCUUUAGGAAUUAAUAGACGACUUGGCACAAACAACUAGGGUGAGUCAAGUAAUACCAGUGCAAUCUUAGUUCCUUCAGAUGGCGUGCAAUCUGUUCUGCUUACGUCUGAACUGUCAAAAUCUACAUCUUAUAGUCUAGAUUGGGGCUGUGCGAUUAAUCGAAUUGCGAUUGCGAUUUGAAACAUUGUGAUUAGCUAAUAGCAAGAGGCUGCGAUAUGAAAUAUAUAUGUAUUAAUUAAUUUCCCCCACCCAAGAGCAAAUGCAUGACUGCCGUCUGUGUGUGAUAGUCUUAUUAGCCAAUUUAGUGAGCACACUUUCGUUCUGCCCAAUCAGAAUUGCGCAACCGAACUAUGCGGAACGCCCACAAUAAAAACAAACAAACAGGAAAGCGCAGACGAGUGCGGGAUGAGGACAUUUGCUGCUUCAGAAGCAUUAAUAGACAAAUUAAUAUCAAAGAAAAACAGGACAUCAGUAAUAUGGGAAGAUUUUGGGUUCAACAUCACAGACACAGAACUAAAACAGGUCAUUUGCAAGAAUUGUUGCCACAGCAUGAGGAAAUACAACAAGCAGCACAUAAAAAAGCACCACAGGCGGCUAUAUGAGGAGUGUCUGGCUACAAAGUCAACUGAAAGUAUUGUCAGUGACACUCAAUCUAGUAGCAAGCAACAGCAAAGUUCAAUUCCAGAGUCAGUCAUGUUAGUUUGCUGAGUGUUCUGUAUUUUUAUAAUGAUUUUUUUGUUUGUUUUUAUAAUUAACUCAAAUUAGGGACAUAUUGUAGCUUAACUUGUUUACAGAUAGGUAAGGUCAUUUUAUUUGUGUUUACGGUUUGCUCUAGAGAAAAAAUGAGUGAUUCAUUUCUGAAUAUUUCAAAACUAAUUUGAAUAAAUGUUUAAGUAGGUGAGUGUCCUUUCAGUUCCUUAUUUUAACUAACCCUCACUGCAUUUUAGCAGUAAGAAGCUACAGAUUCUACAGAAUAUUGAGCUGUAGAUUGACUACAAAAUGAAAUCGCAAAUCAAAUCGAAAUAGCAAUAUCUGUAAAAAAAUAAUAAAUCAAUUCGAUAUUUUCCCUAAAUUGCACAGCCCAGGUCUAGAACAUAUAAAUGCAGUCGCUUUCUGAGCUGAGUAUAUGGGUGUUGUCCAGUUCUGAAGUCUUUCACCUUUGCAUUUUAGUGUUUUUUGUUGUUGUCUAUUUUAUGAAUCUUCAUAAUCAUUGGAGAGUAAAUAAAUAAAUAAAUAGGUCUAAAUUAAAUAAAACUAUAGUUUUGUUCAGUACGUGUACCAUAGAUGCUUUAACUGAAUAGCAGUACAUAUUUCAGACCAAAUUAAACAUUAUGAAUAUUGAUUAUUUUCUUAGCCCCCUCACUUAUUUCUACAGCCACCCUUACCCCUGCUCUAUUAUAAAUAUAUGUAAUAGUGUCUGGUCAUAGAUCACCCACACCUUACUGUAUGAGCAUCAGCUCUGCAUAUUUGCCACUAUGUUCAUUUGUGCAGAGCUUAUUCAGUAGUUGACAUAUUUGGUCUUUGUUCUAUAAUUUGCUCAUUGUCUGUAAAUCCUCUGCAGAAAUCUUUCACUUCCAUUGGCACUGUUUUGGUUUCAGAAUUGCGCUUUUGCACAGAUUUGGUCAAUCUGGCCUUUAGACUCUCAUUUACUUCUUUAAUUUAUUACAAUAAUAAACUAGAUUAUUCAUUACAUCACAUGACAUUUGUAAAAACAUAAAGGAAUUGAAAAUAAGAUUGAAAGAUUUUAACCCUGCAGGCACAGGAUGUCCACAUGACGUCAUAUUGAUGUUGUACCCCAACUGUUGGAUUUUGUUUGGAAAUGAAAAUCAGUCAGAACCCAAGUCAUCAGAAGCCAACGUCAGGCCGACGUCAAUGUCCAAUCAACUAUCAACGUCUAAUCAUGUUCCACCUUGACGAUGUGUGGACACAACCUAAAAUCAACCAAAUACCAACAUAAUUUGACAUUGUUAUUGGACGUCAAAAUAACAUUGUCCUUAGAUGCUGACUAGACAUUAAAUUUUGGUCACCUGACGUCAUGACCUAAAUCGAACCUAAUAUAAACAUCUUAUGAUGUUGUGUGCCUGCUGGGAAGAAUUCCCAGAAUUCCCUCAAAAAAUGCAGAAUUAUCCCACCGAAUCCAUGCGGGCCUUCAUUAAUGUUGUGUUAUUCAGUAUUUCUGGUUCUUCCAAAAAGAGUUCAUCACACAUGACUAAAAUAAGAUUAAGACUAUAAGAACAUCAUAUGUGGAGCUAUUCGCAUUCAAAUGUACACGAUACGCAGACUAGCUGCAAAAAGACUAAAAGUUGCACUUAUUGUUUUUGUUUUCUUGAUCAUGGGCUGUAAAUGUGUUGAGAGCUAAUUAACGUGUUGGAGCUCUUGAAAGGUUGGACCAAAGAUUCUGUCAAAUUCAUUGAAAGGGAAACAACCUAAAGUAUUUCCUCCCUUUCUGUCUGGACCUCAGAAAAAUGUGGAAUAAUUUCUUGCACAAGAUUUUUAGAAGACACCCCAAUGUGUUAAUAAUUGAGUGGCUUAAAUAAGAGCUGCACUCACAGAAAGACGGGAAACGAGAGCGUAUGUGGAACGUUGGAUUUGAAGUAUCUGGACUGAGCAUGUGUUCGAUGAGAGGAUUCACCGGUUUUUAUCUCAGCCACUGUUAUCAUCUAAAGCCUGAAUGCUUUUCUGGUGGACUUUUAGAUUGUACGCUUUGAUAAAGUCUGGUUUCGAAGGUAAUGACUUUCAUCUAGAUUACCAAACUGAGCUCCUGUCAUGCGGAGCACUGAGAGAAAACACAGUUUUGGAGAUGUGUUGAGUGGUAUGGAAAGUAGUAUGGAGCUGUACUUCAUGUUUGUCAAGUGUUUAGAAUACAUUUGGAAUUCUGAAAUGGCUGUUGUAAAUUUAAAACUCUUACCUCAUUUAUUUUUGUUCUGAUUUUGCGUCAUAAGGAUCCUAGUGUCAUUUAAAAAACAAUGACAAUGGAUGUUUCCAUAGUAUGUGGGUGUGUUUGAGUUUUCAUAGGAUUUCCUGGCAGAACAAACAAAAAAAAGGUUUAGUUCAGUUAUAGCGGUGUAACCAAGCACAAAUCUCACAGUUCGGAUCACAUUAUAGGUCCUUAGUCAUGGAUCGGAGCAUUUUUCGGAUUAUUACAAAAACAGUACUGCAAGAAAAUAUUUUAGAAGCAGUAAUUUUACUUAAAAAAAAAGAGAAGAAGAAGAAGAAAUAAUCUGCUAAAUAAAAAUUAAUUGUAAAUUAUUCAGGAUCGUUUACCAAACAACGACGUAACUCACGACUGAACUAUCGUAGUACGAUGCAUCAUUUGGGAAAAGAACGAUGUAGUGACGAGUGUUUCCCAAUACAGUAGUUGCUCUUUCGCAGAUCCGUUGUUUGAACCACGUAGUUAUAACGUAAAACAUCCGUAAUGCAGUCAUAAUUGUUUUUGUGCAAUUUAUAUUGUUUUACACGCACAAGUAUUUCAAAAAAUCCAAUAUUAGCUUUAAUAAACACAUUUUAUUAAAACAAAGCACUGGUUUUCCACAUUAAUUGAAAUAAAUGUAAGCGGCACAUAUAUGGCCAAUGUUUCCUUUACAAAUAUUAUUGAGAAUCUUCCAUAUUCUGUUCUAAAACAUAAAACCAUUUAGUAACAUUUAUUAUAAUCUCAGAUAUAAAGCAUAUAAAUCGUUAAGCUAAUGGUUGUAAUUUACAGUAGGCAAUUUAUUAAGAAAAUAAAAAAAAUCCUACUUCAUAAUAAUUAUUAUUAUUAGUUUAUUAUUAAGUAGGAUAUUGUUUCUUUUUUAAAAGUCUACUUUUACAAUGUGACACAUGCAAACCACUGCAGAAAUGUUCUAACUAACAGCCCUAUGUAAUAUACAGUACAGAUACACAAGCUUUGGAGACAUAACGUAAAUUCUGCUUUUAAAUAACCUGAGCCACGGCUGUGUUCAAAAUGGCAUAAAUGUUUUCAAAGUGCACUACAAAGGGAGCACAACUGUCAAUAUGAAGAUCGCUAAAACUGAACUGUAAAAAAUACUUUGAAAGCAAAUUACACCUAAGAGUGAGGACUUUAAUGCUUUUUUUCUUUAAUCAUUCCAAGUUUAAAUGUUGGAAUGUUUGAAAGGAAUAAGGGAUAGGGGGGAUAACUGGGAAUAGAACACAGCAGGAACUAUGCUUCUAACUGCAGCUCCAGAGGUGUAGUUACAAGUGUACAAGUUUGCGACGCAGUUUGCGAAUGUUCGCUGGAACGACGGAUUUGGGAAACGCCAAAUCAACAACUAUGUUUGUAAUAACGCAACUUGCGACCCUACUUGGCUAACCAUAGUUUUCGGAAACGCACCCCAGUUCUGUGAAAAAUUCACUGUUACUACUACUGAAAACGCUGAUAAUGCUAAAUGUAGAAAUCUCACAUUAUAAUUUGUACAACCCGUAUUUAUUUUUAGUCUCAUUGUCAAUAAAUGAUUCCGUCAUUCCCUCAUAAAACUUCAUGUUUCAUUGAUAGAUGGAUCAUUUUUGAGGAAUUAUUCAGUGGCAUACUGUUUACGGCUAAUUGUCGCCACCUAUAGGUUAAAUAAAGUACAGGGUUUCUGCAGGUUUCAGCAAGACUUUAAGACAUUUUCAAGACGUUUAUGAAUGAAAUUCUAGACUCAUCCAGGGUUGCAACACAAUAUUUCAGUCAUUUUAAGGCCGCAAAUUUAGUUUUUGAGAUUUAAGACUUUUUAAGACCCUGCAGAUACCCUAAAAAUAAUUGCUGCCUACAACUUUCAGUUUUGAGCGUCAAGUUAAAUGUAUAUAACAGUGAUUUUAAUCUUUACCAUAAACAGCAGUGGUUUUAUCUGAACUAUAAACUGUUCUAACAGUACUUCAGUGUUAUCUGACUGUUUAUAAACUAAAUACUGAAUCUCGUUCUUAAUUUUCGCGUUUUUCAAACAGAUUUGAAAGCAGCAAAUUGAAGGUUUAAUAAACAUAUCCAAAUCACCAUCAUUUCUAAUUUAUGUUGCGUGGGUGUUGAAAUCCUGAUCUUUUAAUGAUUAAUCGGGCAGCUUACACUGAAUGCAUUAAUGCAGGCUAAACAAGCAGUGACAGAAAACACCUUUAAUAACCUAAGAAACCCACCUCAGUCCGAAUAACCUACCACAACUUCUUCCGUCAUCAUUAUGUUUUACAGGAAAGCCUAAAUGUUUUCAUACAUGUGAUCUGAAUGAUGUGAGAUGUGAUCUCCAUGCGAUCGUUACACAUUUAGGAUUAAUCUACAAGUAAAAAAAUGUAUUAAUCCGAGGGACAAGUGUGUUCCGAACUGUGGGUAGUGAUCAACCGUGAUCCAUUACAGCCCUAGUGUUAAACAGUAAGCAAGUGCUGUAUUAUUCCAUGACAGUGACACCAGCAAAGACAAUCAUGAGGGGUUGAUAAGAGAUGAAUUAACAAGUAGACAGUGCUGAUGAAUCACUCACCCAUGAUGGAUAUUAGAUACGUUGAUGACAGAGGAACUUUAGUAAUGUGUUGAAGCAGAUCUGAGGGGAGAAAUGUUGUGUUUGAUUAUUAUUAUUAUUUGUUCCACACCGUUUUAUGAUCACAUUUGUUUGGUGUACAAACGCUCUCUGCUAUCAGAUGGAUUUUUGUUUUAGUUUGAUUUCCGAACACAACGACUUGUGUUUGUGUAAAAUACUUUCCUGUUGUAUAUUUGGCAUACAGCACUCGUAAUUCUCUUUAUAUUUUUGUAUAAUUCCCAAAGGUAAUGGUCUUCUUUUUGAUGAGACAACAGAUUAUUUAAGGAAAAAAAUAUGUGUAUCCAAAAUGAAUAAAUAAAAAGCCCCAAACCCUACAA
This is a messenger RNA of Danio aesculapii, 7621 nucleotides long. RefSeq names its product refilin A (gene rflna). Gene Ontology annotation, molecular function: filamin binding. Lineage: Eukaryota; Metazoa; Chordata; Actinopteri; Cypriniformes; Danionidae. Bases 378 to 1046 code for a protein of 222 amino acids. Gene Ontology annotation, biological process: negative regulation of bone mineralization involved in bone maturation; negative regulation of chondrocyte development; actin filament bundle organization. The transcript has 4 exons. Gene Ontology annotation, cellular component: actin filament bundle. The record is from RefSeq and is a predicted model, not a curated record.